Trichophyton verrucosum HKI 0517 is the source of this 2256-nucleotide messenger RNA. RefSeq lists its product as uncharacterized. Gene Ontology annotation, biological process: wybutosine biosynthetic process. Bases 1 to 2256 code for a protein of 751 amino acids. Gene Ontology annotation, molecular function: FMN binding; 4 iron, 4 sulfur cluster binding; catalytic activity. Lineage: Eukaryota; Fungi; Ascomycota; Eurotiomycetes; Onygenales; Arthrodermataceae. The transcript is spliced from 2 exons. The record is from RefSeq and is a predicted model, not a curated record.
AUGGCUGCCAUACUCCUUCAAACUGUCACAUUUCUCGCAGUAACCGAAUUCUCGAGCCAGCGCAAACAGGAAAACCAAUCGAAAGGAGCGGAGCAAGUUAUUCAAAAGACAAUUGUUAGUGAUAAACCAGCACAGCCAGAAAAUACAACGCUGGCAAAGUCUACGUCAUUAAAACGUGAAACAAAGCCUGGACCAAAGAGACUCCGUGGUCUGAGGCCGUUGAAGGGGGAUGCGAAUGUCACAGCUCAAGUUGUCUCUGCCAUUCGACCCAUUUUCUUCUUUACUUCUUUGACAGGCACCACAGAGAAAAGCGCUCGAGCUGCAUUCGAGAGCGUGAAAUCCAAGUUACAAGGAGCACCGCAGAAUGCCCAGUGCAAGGUUCUGGAACCUGAAUUACAUGAUUUAUCCUACAUUGAUUUCGACGACUACUUUGUGACCGCACCUAAGCCACCGACAUCAGAGCCCGGAUUGUCGUAUCUGUAUUGCAUAAUACUGCCAAGCUAUGACAUUGACAGCAUCAUCAAUAACUUUCUCAACCAUCUAGACGAAACUCACAAUGACUUCCGCAUUGAUACUUCGCCAUUGUCCGGUCUGACCGGGUACUGUGUUUUCGGUUUUGGCGAUAAAGAAGGAUGGCCAACUGUGGAAGAAGGCUUUUGUUCCCAGGCGGUAGCCGUUGAUAAGUGGCUGGCCAAGCUGACUGGAAAACGGCGCGCCUAUCCUCUCGGGUUUGGGGACGCGAAGACUGACGGAGACCACUCUCUGCAAGAGUGGUGUGACGGGAUCGUUUCGGUGCUCCAUGAUAUAUCUGAGAAUGGUGGUGGCCUGGGUGAAGGUGUUCCGGGUAGCGGUGACCCUAUAGAAAGUGACGAGGAAGAUGCAGAGGAGGACAAUCAGCGGCCCCACAACCCCAGCCGCCCACGACGAACGAAAGCCAGAAAUAUCCAAGUCGCCGACCUUGAAGAUAUCAAAUUCAACCCGAAAGACCUUCUUGAUGAUGAACCUAUUGACUUCACCACUUAUGCUCCCACCAAGAUAUCAUCGCUUUUCAGCAAGGAGAUGGUACCGUCAACUUCUCCAACGUAUACUGCAUUGACGAAACAAGGGUACACUAUUGUUGGAUCUCACUCUGGUGUCAAAAUCUGCCGGUGGACAAAAUCAGCUCUACGAGGGCGUGGUUCGUGCUACAAAAACUCUUUCUAUGGAAUCAAAUCGCAUCUUUGUAUGGAAUCGACACCUUCCCUCUCAUGCAGUAACAAAUGCAUUUUCUGUUGGCGACAUGGAACGAAUCCGGUCGGAACCACGUGGCGCUGGAAAGUUGAUCCUCCCGAGCUGAUUUUCAAUGGCGUCAAGGAGGGCCAUUACAAGAAAAUCAAGAUGUUGCGCGGUGUUCCUGGGGUUAGGGCCGAGCGUUUCGCAGAAGCCAUGAGGAUCAGACAUUGCGCCCUGAGCUUAGUCGGUGAGCCAAUUUUCUAUCCUCACAUCAACGAGUUGCUCUCGCUUCUACACGGUGAGCACAUUUCCAGCUUCUUGGUCUGCAAUGCGCAGCAUCCUGAUGAAUUGGCUGCCCUACAAAGAGUGACACAGCUAUAUGUGUCCAUUGACGCCAGCAAUCGUGAAAGCCUCCGCAAAAUUGACCGACCUUUACAUCGGGACUUCUGGGAACGCCUCCAACGUUGUCUGGACAUACUUCGAGAAAAGAGAAAUGUGCACAGGACUGUGUAUCGACUUACUCUCGUCAAAGGAUUCAACAUUGAUGAUGAGGUCGAGGGCUACGCUGACCUCGUUGAGAAAGGUCUGCCUUGUUUUAUCGAAAUAAAAGGUGUGACUUACUGUGGAACGAGUUCCAGUUCAAAUGCGGGCUUAACGAUGCAGAAUGUUCCUUUUUAUCACGAAAUUGUUGCGUUUGUGGUCGCACUGAAUGAGGAGUUAGAACGGCGUGGCCUUUCAUAUGGAUUAUCUGCCGAGCAUGCUCAUAGCUGUUGCGUCCUACUUGCAUCCAAGCGUUUCCUGGUAAACGGCAAAUGGCAUACAAGAAUCAACUAUGAGCGCUUCUUUGAGCUCCUAGAACGUGAAAAGCAAACUGGUGAAUCCUUUGCUCCUGAAGACUAUAUGCGCGAGACCGAGGAGUGGGCCUUGUGGGGGAAUGGCGGCUUCGACCCGAAUGAUCAAAGGGUUCACACCAAGGGGAAGAAUAAGGGGAAGAUAGGUGUGCCGCCGCCAUCAGGCAAAGUGAUACUGGCUAGCACAGCUUGA